Molecule: messenger RNA, 5910 nt
Organism: Plasmodium cynomolgi strain B
Lineage: Eukaryota; Apicomplexa; Aconoidasida; Haemosporida; Plasmodiidae
Product: DNA-directed RNA polymerase III largest subunit
Exons: 7
Coding region: 1-5910 (1969 amino acids)
Biological process (GO): DNA-templated transcription
Molecular function (GO): DNA binding; DNA-directed RNA polymerase activity
Source: RefSeq, a predicted model, not a curated record
AUGGCGGAGUUGUGGAGCGAAGCGGUGGACAUGGCGGAGUUGCGGAGCGAAGCGGUGGAUGUGGCGGAGUUGCGAAGCGAAGCGGUGGAUGUGGAGGGGCUACGGGUAAAAGCGGUGGAUGUGGCGGAGUUGCGGACAAACGCGGCGGACGUGGAGGGGCUACGGGUAAAAGCGGUGGAUGUGGAGGAGUUCCGGACAAACGCUGCGAACGUGGCGGAGCUGCGGAGGAUAAUCCAACGCACCAGCCUGCGGAAGGGGUUCGUGCAAGACGUAAAGAGCAACUGGGAAAUAAAAAGUCUCAAAUUCGGAAUCAUGAACAAGGAAGAAAUAAUAAAAUGCUCAGAGGUGAAAAUUCUAAACAGAGAAAUGUACAAAAACAACACAGGUAUUCCAUAUCCGUAUGGAGUCCUGGAUCUGAAGUUAGGAGCUCACAAAAGUAACUCCCUGUGUGAAACUUGUAAUCGAAAUUUUAUGAACUGUUCAGGUCAUUUUGGAUACAUUGAAUUAAACUAUCCACUUUUCCAUGUGGGAUACUAUAAGUACAUCAUCUACAUCCUCUACUGCAUAUGUAAAGUAUGUUCACAUAUCCUACUGAGUAAUGAGAAGCUGGAGUUUUAUACUAAUCUGAAGAGACGUACAGUAGAGGAUAAAUUUUUCAAAAAACACAUUUUUAAAAAAAUUCUGAACAGUUGUAAGAAAGUAACCAAGUGUUAUCGAUGUGGAUAUCCCCAAGGAGUAAUAAAAAAAAUUAUUAAGCCUAGUUUAGAUCAAUUCAUGAAAUUAAAACAUGUAAUUAAAACGAAGGAAAAUGGAAAAAUGGUAAUAAAAGAGGAUGAUUUGAAUAGUCUUUACGUUUUGAAUCUCUUCAAAAAUAUGAAUCCAUAUCAUAUCAAACUUUUAAAUGUAGAAAAUCCAGAGAAACUACUCAUAACAGCCUUGUUGGUACCUCCUAACACGAUUAGACCAUCUGUUAUAAUUGAUGAACAUGGCACAGCAGAGGAUGAUUUGACAUGCAUUCUUUCAGAAAUCACACAACUUAAUAACACCAUUAAUAAUCAAUGUAGUAAUGGAUACCAAACUAAUCAAUUCCUAGGCAAUGUAGAAUUUUUGCAAUUACAGACUACAAGAUUUAUUAAUAGUGAUUCCCCUGCUGUGUCUCAAUUACUAGCUACUCAAAAUAUUUCAAAACCUGGUAGAGGUAUCUGUCAGAGACUUAAGGGUAAAGAAGGUAGAUUUAGAUGCAACCUUUCUGGUAAAAGGGUAGACUUCUCAAGUAGAACCGUUAUUUCACCGGAUCCGAAUAUCUCUAUAGAUGAGGUAGUCAUUCCUGAAAUUAUUGCUAUGAGACUUACCUAUCCAGAGAAGGUAAAUCGGUAUAACAUCGAAAAGUUGAAGAAACUUAUAAAGAAUGGAACGAAUACGUGGCCUGGGGCAAAUUACAUUAUUAAGAAAGGGUGCAACGGGAGGAGUUGCUCAAGGGGCGGCGGGUUCUCCUCGCAGGGGGAUUCCAUCAUCGACGUGGUGAAGCGAGGCAACCCCGCCAUCAACAAAAUCAGCCUCAAGUACGCGAACAAAAAGUUUGUUAUAGAGAAUCUGCAAGUAGGAGACAUCGUGGAGAGACACCUAGUAAAUGGAGACAUCGUGUUGUUCAAUCGGCAGCCAUCCCUCCAUCGAAUGUCUAUCAUGUGUCACAAAGCGAGAGUCAUGAAAUAUAAGACGUUUCGAUUCAACGAAUGUGUUUGCUCUCCUUACAAUGCGGACUUCGAUGGGGACGAAAUGAAUUUACAUGUACCCCAAACAGAGGAAGCAAGAGCAGAGGCUCUAUAUCUGAUGAAUGUAAAGCAUAAUUUGAUUACUCCAAAAAAUGGAGAAGUGAUGAUUGCAUUGACGCAGGAUUUCCUUUCAGCUUCGUACGUCAUCACAAAUAAGGAUACCUUUCUGGAUAGGGAUUCCUUCUGUUUACUAUGCUCCUACUUCUCAGAUGCAAAGGUGGAUAUAGAGUUACCUGUCCCGGCUAUCCUAAAACCGAAGGAACUUUGGACAGGUAAGCAAUUGAUAAGCGUACUCAUAAAACCAAACAGGAAAGAAAACACAAUAAUUAAUUUCGAAUUGAAGGAGAGGGAAUACUCAACGAAAAAUGGAGACCUCAAGCAUAUGUGUCUAAACGAUUCUUAUGUGUGUUUCUAUAAGUCUGAAUUAAUUUGUGGUUCUUUAGGAAAAAAAGUUUUGGGUUCUUCUAAAUAUGGUCUAUUCUACUACCUCAUCCAUCAUAACUCAUCCUACGUUGCUCUAAAAAUUAUGAACCGUUUUUCAAAGCUCACUAGUAGAUACUUCACAAACAAAGGAAUGACUAUAGGUAUUGAUGAUGUAACUCCAUCGGAUACUCUAAUUCAGAAGAAAAAGGAUCUCCUACAAGCAGGUUACGAAAAGGUGAACAAAGAAAUCCUUCUCUAUAAUGAAAAGAAAAUGCAAAUACAACCAGGAUGUACUUUAGAAGAAACUCUCGAAAUUAAGGUAAAAAAUAUUUUAGAUGAUUUACGAAAUGAUGCAGGGAAGACAUGUAAUCAAUAUUUAGAUCAUUUGAAUAAGCCUCUAAUUAUGUUUAAUUCUGGAGCUAAAGGAGCUCUCAUCAAUAUUGCUCAAAUGAUUGCUUGUGUUGGACAACAGAAUGUUACAGGUCAGAGGAUUCAAAACGGGUUCAUUAAUAGGACCUUACCUCAUUUCAAUAUUCAUUGUAAGGACUCUGAAAGUAGGGGGUUCGUUCAAAACUCCUUCUACACAGGUCUUAAUCCAACUGAGUUUUUUUUUCAUACCAUGUCUGGUAGAGAAGGGCUUGUGGACACAGCUGUUAAGACUGCAGAAACGGGGUACAUGCAGAGGAGACUCAUGAAGGCACUCGAGGAUUUGUCAAUUCAUUACGACUACUCAGUGCGGUCUUGUGACAAACAAAUUGUGCAAUUUAUUUAUGGGGACGAUGCACUGAACCCGUCUUAUGUAGACAACAAUAAUUCGUAUGCUCAUCAGUUUGAUAAAAUUUUCGAUCACAUUAUUUCCAUUUCGUCUAGCAACAUUCUGCUCUCCUAUGGGAAGCCCGACCCGAAGCCCAAUUUGGCCGCUUUGGCCGCUUUUCCCGCCUUCCCCGCCUCCCCCAUUUCGCGCAUCACCCACCGGGUGAUCUCCAAAAUGAGCGCCUCGGACGCUUCGCCCUUCAUCCCCAUGGCGCACGACGAGCACUUCGUGAGGAUGGUCAUGGAGAAGCCGGAGCGCAACCCCAGGUGGGCGCCUCGCCCAGAAGCAGCGGCGGGGGAAGAAGAAGCAGCAGUGGAAGAAGACGUGGAAGAAGACGUGGAAGAAGACGUGGAAGGGAGAGUCAAACUGGAAAUAGAAGGCAGCGUAUGGGUCGCCAAGCAGGGGCAGAAGCGGACGAAGCAGACGAAGCAGACGAGGCAGACGAAGCAGACGAGGCAGACGAGGCAGACGAAGCAGCUGACGCAGCCGAAGCGGCACCACCCCGAGGAUGAUGCCGAUGAAGAGGCGACUACCCAAAACAACUGCGUCCUGCCGCCACACAAAUAUCAGUCUAUUGCACGACUCGUAAAUGAUUAUCGAAACGUAGUUGAGAUAAAAACACUGAUAGAUAAAAAUCAGAUCUGCGUGAGUGAGUCGGAAAAGAAACUCGUACGAAGUAUGUACAACCAGAUGAGCAAAAACGUAGUGAAGAAAAUCGAAAUUGUUAAUACGGUGUACCGGUCCGAGAGGGAAAAAUCGCGUAGGAGUAAGGGGCAGUGUCAGGGCGAGACGAAUUGCACGAGCGUGAGGGACGCGGUGGGUGGAGACACCACUAGUGCCGAUGCGCAGGGUUAUGCCUCCGCCAGUAGUGCACAUGCGCAGGGUUAUGCCCCCAACAGGAGGAAGAAAAGAAACGCACAGCCGCACAGCGGGACGAAUGGCAGCCACGACAGGGAUGAAGUGCCCCGGCUGUACGAAAGCAAACAGUACAAGCAAAUGAUAAAAAACGUAAUCGCAUUCGUGAGUGUAUUCGAGUAUAUCGAAAAGAAGAAGCAACACUACAUUCUCCUGCCAUAUGAAGUGGUGCAGUGGACCAAUUUUCUUCUGAACUACCUCUCAGAGUUGAUGCCAACAAAUAUAUACGUUCAUACCAAACUAUCUCAAAGGGAAAAUCCAACUCAUCAGGAAAGGACCAAGACAAUGAAUAUCUACAUGAAGGAAAUUAAAAAGUGGUUAAUAGUGAAGGCCAUCAAUGUGUAUAAAUUCUUUAAGAACAAGAAGGGGGUGGAUUUGAUGAGACGAACUGAUUACCUCGACUUUGUCCGUGCAGAGACGUAUGACUCAUCAUAUCGAUACCUUUUUUAUGACUAUCCCUUUAUAAACCUGAAGCAGUUGUAUUUGUUUAUUUUUUUUAAUGUUUCAAAGUAUUUUAAGUAUAUCUCUGCUCCGGGGGAUGCCGUGGGGUCCAUUUCGGCACAGUCCAUUGGGGAGCCCGGCACGCAGAUGACGCUCAAGACGUUUCACUUCGCAGGCGUGGCCAGCAUGAACGUAACCCUAGGUGUGCCAAGAAUCAAAGAAAUUAUAAACGCGUCGAGCACUAUUCAAACACCCAUAUUGAAUAUCCCUCUACAGGUGAAGGAUAAUUAUAACUUUGCACUCAUGAUGAAAUCCAAAUUGGAAAAAACUACAAUAAGAGAUAUAUGUCUCUACAUAAAGGAAGACUACACAAGUCGAGGGAUCUUCUUAUCUGUGAAGUUUAACGAGGAACUAAUUCAUAACUUAUUUUUAAACAUAAAUGCGUAUAGCAUUAAGGAGAUAAUAAUGAGACAGAGUCAUAUUAACAAAAUAAAAAUUAACAAAGUAGUUGUAGAGGUGGUAAAUGAGUAUAAGUUACACAUGUCGUUGAAAAAUGGAGAGUUUUUAUUUUUUCAAAUGGAGUCUCUGAAGAAGGGACUGCUGGAUCUGCUCAUUCAUGGGGAUAAGGAUAUAAAGCGGUGUAUCAUUAAGAAGGAGGAGGUGGAGGUCACGGACGAUGAGGUGGAGGGAACGGGUGAAGGGGUGGAAGGCACAGGUGAAGGGGUGGAAGGCACAGGUGAAGGGGUGGAAGGCACAGGUGAAGGGGUGGAGGGAAAAAAACGCCCCCCUACUGCCCAUGGCGACGACGCUAACCACACGAAAGGAGAAGAAGCCACCGAGAAGGAACGCCCCGAGAAGGAACGCCCUGGGAAGGAACUCCUUGGAAAGGAAUGCCCCAAGGAGGAGAAGCUGCGAAACAUCAUGGAAGCCUUUAAAAUGCAAAUAAAGGAAGAAAUGCUAAAAAGGGACAACCCAGGAGGGGAUGAAGAAGGAGGAGAAGGAGAAGGAGAAGAAGAACUGCUUAUCAACCUAGAUACGAUAAAUAUCGACUCGUUAAACUUAGAAAAAGGAAACGCGCUGAACUACGUCCUGGGGUUGGAAGGAGUAGACUUUAAACACAUCAUUUCCAACCACGUGAUUAAUGUUUUUCAAGUGCUGGGCAUCGAAGCCGCCAGAGUCACCAUCAUCAAUGAAAUAAAGAAAUGUAUCGAGGCGUACAGCAUAGACAUCGAUAUCAGGCACAUCAUGCUGCUGGCGGAUAUCAUGGCCUUCACGGGAGACAUCCUUGGGAUAAACCGCUUCGGCAUUCAGAAGGCCAGGCACAGCACGCUCAUGCUGGCAUCCUUCGAAGAGACCAACGAACACCUUUUCGUUUCCUCGUUUUUUAAAAAUAGAGACGAAAUUAAUAAUAUCAGUGAGAGUAUCAUUGUGGGAAAAAAUAUUCCGAUUGGCACGGGUGCCUUCCAGCUCCUCUACGACUACAAGUUCAACCGAGAGGAAAGGAAGCUCACCCUUCUGGAAAGGGCGCAGCAGGAAGUGCCGUGA